Molecule: messenger RNA, 491 nt
Organism: Pelobates cultripes (western spadefoot toad)
Lineage: Eukaryota; Metazoa; Chordata; Amphibia; Anura; Pelobatidae
Source: the annotation of a GenBank genome assembly
AUGAGCUCUCCUACUAGGGACCCCUUACCCUGUUCUGAACAAUCCAGGUGAGUAGGGGUCCAUUUAUUCCUUAUAGGUUACUUUUAUUCUCCCUCUGCUAAAACUGUCCUUUUGUUGCUUUUAGUAAUGGAGAACAGUCUGUGUCAUCUCCCCCACAGAAGAGAAGACAGAAGGCAGACCCCUGUGCAGGGUGUGAGGGAAAGGCAAUGGAAGGCAAACAUCUGGGCUUAAACUGUUUGCAGAAGGUGGCCGCCCCUUCAUCCUUGAAGCCCACUCAGUCACCGGAGAUUCUGGCUUGGAUCAGAAAGGAGGUGGCACAGGGUAUCUCAAAGGCCAUGGAGGGAAGUAAGCGGUCAGUGAAAAGGCCUAGACAGAGGCAAGUGUCCUCAGAGUCAUCAGCCUCAGAAUUCCAGGAUCCAUCUGAAGAAUUUCAGGUUCUCAAUCAGGUUUGUUCUAGUGAAUAUAAGAAGAGAUCUUUUCAGAAUCUCUAG